Messenger RNA from Melanaphis sacchari, 1544 nucleotides. Its product is annotated as protein phosphatase methylesterase 1. Gene Ontology annotation, biological process: protein demethylation. Lineage: Eukaryota; Metazoa; Arthropoda; Insecta; Hemiptera; Aphididae. The transcript has 9 exons. Gene Ontology annotation, molecular function: protein methylesterase activity. The record is from RefSeq and is a predicted model, not a curated record. Bases 247 to 1392 code for a protein of 381 amino acids.
UUGGAUGUGAAGUGUUUUGAGUUAGACAUAAAAAUUGAACAGGACUCUUAACUGUACAGGAAGUUUGUUUCGCAUUCAUACAGAGGUUUUAAUGUAAAACUUCUAAUUUUUGUUAUUUAGAUUAUCUGAAAGACCAAUAAACUAGAAAAAAAAAUCACAUCUUUCUGUUGGUGUUCAAGACAUGUGAAAGAAAAAAACACUUAUAUAGUCAAUAUAGUUUAGUCAGGAACCUACUUACAGAUCACUAUGUCUCAUAUUGGUAAAUUCGGUCUAAUGGGAGGAAACUUUAAAAAACCACCUCAGCGGAAAACUAGAUUGAAUCGUUCAUACGAAGAGUUGACUCCCAUAUCUUGGAGUGAGUAUUUUGAACAUAAACGCUUUGUUGAAAUUGAUGGUAACAGGUUUGCGACCUACUCACUGGGCAAUGUUGAAUCUGUACUGAUUGUUUUGCUCCACGGUGGAGGGUUUAAUGCUCUCACGUGGUCUCUUUUUGCUAAACAUUUAGUAAAACAAUGUGAAUGCCAAGUAUUAGCAGUUGAUCUUCGAGGACACGGAAAUUCAUUUACUACAGAUGAUAAUGAUUUAUCAAUGACUACUUUUACUAACGAUGUCAUAAGUUUAUUACGUAAAUCAUACCCAGACAAAAUGCCUUCAAUAGUUUUAAUGGGCCACAGUCUUGGUGGAGCUAUAGCUGUAAAUAUUGCUUCUUCUGCAGAAUCAGAUUUGCCAAUUAUUGGUUUGGUUGUCAUUGAUGUGGUUGAAGGUUCAGCAAUGGAAUCAUUGGCUAGUAUGCAAAGUUUUUUGAGAAGUCGUCCAAAAUCAUUUAAAAGUUUAACAGAUGCUAUUUCAUGGGGAAUGGGGAAUGGUCAUAUAAAAAACGAAGAAUCUGCCAGGGUUUCUAUUCCAGGACAAAUAAAAAAUGUCGCCACUGGUAAACUUGGUACAGAUGAAUUAGAAGAGCCAACAAUUGACACUCCAGUACUAACAGAAACUAUCUUAGAACCUCAAUAUUCAAUAGAUUCUAUUAAAGAAGAUGAAGAGUUUGGGGCAUCUUCAAUUUCUAAUCAAAAAUUAUUGGGUAAUUAUACAUGGAGAAUUGACUUGUGUAAGACAGAAAAGCAUUGGCCUGGGUGGUUUCAAGGACUUUCAAAAAAAUUCCUAUCUAUACAUGCACAAAAAUUAUUAUUACUGGCUAACAUUGAUCGUAUGGACAAAGAUUUAACUGUUGGUCAAAUGCAAGGUAAAUUUGAAAUGCAAGUAUUAACUAGAGUUGGGCAUGCUGUACAAGAAGAUGAUCCAGAAAAGGUUGCUAGUAUAUUGUCAAAUUUUUUGGUACGAAACAAAUUUGCAAAUCCAACAGGAGAUUUUGUUCGUAUUCUUCCUGGUUGUUAAGUUGUGCUAAUCAAAUACUUACCUGAUUAGCACCUUCUCAAAUUAAUAAGAUAAGUGAGUGUGUCAAUUUAUGAGUUAGACAUAUUUAUAUAUUUUUUAAUACAUAUACUUAUAACUAAAACAAAAACAUUAAAUUAUAUAAACAAUUAUAU